This is a messenger RNA of Chondrus crispus (carragheen), 201 nucleotides long. RefSeq lists its product as hypothetical. The record is from RefSeq and is a predicted model, not a curated record. Lineage: Eukaryota; Rhodophyta; Florideophyceae; Gigartinales; Gigartinaceae. The transcript has a single exon. Bases 1 to 201 code for a protein of 66 amino acids.
AUGAACAUAGGCUCUAGUCAGUACCCAACGGACGCCGCCAGCAUCGCGCAAGAGUGGAAAGUCAAGGCGUGGAGUAGCUGCGAAGCUCCACAUGCAAGCAGAAUUUUGCACAAGACUGGGAAAAAUGUCCUUUAUGAAGUAAUGGAGACCUCUCCCCAACUGGAUGUGGAUGUGAAGGUCAUGCUUCUCGUCCUCCGCUAA